AUGGGCAAAGACGAUAAAGAAGACAGUGGCUUCGGUUUCAAGGACAAAGCCAAAGCGAAGGAAACUCUGCGCCUUUUGGAGGAACAUGAUAUGAAUUAUCGACGUUUAACUGUUAGAGGUCUAUUAGGGAGAGCUAAAAGGGUGUUGUCGUUGACAAAAGCAGAAGAAAAGAUUAAGAACAUAAAAGAAGCAAUGUCAGUUUUUGAGAAUUGGUUAGCGGAUCUCGACAAGAACAAACCGGAUAAGGCAGCGAAGAAGAAAGAAGAUAAGGAGGGGAGUACGUCCGAUGUAGAGAUGGAAGAAGAGAAGAAAGAGAAAAAGGAUUUACCGCCAGAUACGGUUCCUGGUCUUGGAUUCAAAGAUAAGGAGGCAGCAGAGAAUACAAUUAAAGAAUUGGAGGGUCGAGAUCCAGAUUACCAAAAGUUAGCUGUCAAAGGUCUUAUUGGUAGAGCAAAGCGCGUCCUCACAUGCACUAAAGAUGAAACAAAGCUAUCAAACAUCAAAGAGUCGAUUUCCAUAUUUGAGAAAUUCUUGGACGACUUUGAUACAAUGCACUUGAGCAAACAGAAUAACCCUUACUUGCCUCUAGGAGUGGUCAGGACCUGCCUCGACUUGGCUGGAGAUAAAGUGACGAAACAACAGAGAUCUUUCAUAGAUGCGUACGCGUCGGUAAACGGUGAAUAUAAGCGUCUGCGAACAGUUCUAGAAAAGGAAAGUGAGAAAUCAUGGGACAUUGUUAGGAAUACCGCUUUGAAAGAUUUAAAAGAAAAGCACGCGGAAGCUAAGCUGUUUAACAAUAAAGAUGAACCAACAGAUGAACACUUAGAAAUGUUGCUAUGGGUAUAUUCACCAGAAGCCGCUCGCGUUAAAAAACUUAUAUCUGAGAAAAAGGAGGAUAAGAACAAGCCGGCUACAGAUAAACGCGAGUCGAGUGAACGGAAGCGACGUCAUAGCGACAGAGAAGAAUCUCCUAGCAAAAAGAAGAAAGAAGAUUAA
Leptosia nina is the source of this 996-nucleotide messenger RNA. Lineage: Eukaryota; Metazoa; Arthropoda; Insecta; Lepidoptera; Pieridae. The record is from the annotation of a GenBank genome assembly.